GGAAGGAGAGUAAGUAAAUACGUAUCUGUGACAGCGUGAUUGUAGUCACGUACGUGAGAUUACAUAUCGUCUGUUGCAAAUGGAAUGAAUAUUCCAGCUGUUUGAUAAAUCAUUGCGUUUCAACUUGAUUCGAAUAUGUGAUUGACCGAAAACUAUAACACUUGCAUAAGUAGAAGACAAUUUAUGCACGUUUCUGGCAGCACGUAGUCUUGUCGAUGUUGUAAAAAGAGGGAACACCAGUUAGUAUCGCGGUGACGCGCGAUAAUAAUUUGUCUAUAAGAGAACGUGAUCGAAAGGUAUACCAGUGAAUUUAAUCAUGACGAGCGAACCCAGUGAAAAUAUGGUCAGAAUAUUGAUACUGCUUACGGUGUUUUUACCUUCUAUUGUACAUUCUAAUUAUUUCGGAACGAACAGUGAGAAGAACGACCAAUGCUUUUGUAAGUUGAAGGGAUCAAUCGACGACUGCAGCUGCAGUGUGGAUACAGUGGAUUAUUUCAAUAAUAUGAAAAUUUAUCCAAGAGUUCAGAGUCUUUUAGUCAGGGAUUAUUUUCGUUUUUAUAAAGUAAACUUAAAACAAGAAUGCCCCUUCUGGACCGAUGAUAGCAAAUGUGCUAUAAGAUAUUGCCAUGUGCAACCUUGUCAAGAAGAAGACAUUCCAGAUGGUUUAAAAGGAGACAUGUUAAGGAACAUUCAUUUUAAUGAAAGUCCCAUAGAUAAAUAUAAAGCAUCAAUGCAAUACAAUGAUUGCUUACAUAGUGCUAAAGAUCAUAAUAGAGAACUUGGUUAUCUCAACACAACAAUUAGUUCAGAAAACUACAAAGAUUUUGAGUUAUGGCAACAAUAUGACGAUGCUCAGGAUAAUUUUUGCGUGAAAGAGUCUAGCCCUGGUGAAUAUGUGGAUCUUUUGCUAAAUCCUGAAAGAUACACAGGUUAUAAAGGACCUAGUGCACAUAGGAUAUGGCGCAGUAUUUAUAAGGAAAAUUGUUUUAGACCUGAAAAUUCGCCACAUAAUUUUAUUCAAUCUUCAAAAAUAAAUGGCAUGUGCUUGGAGAAAAGAGUGUUUUAUCGUGUUAUAUCAGGUCUUCAUGCUAGUAUUAAUAUUCAUUUAUGUUCAAAAUAUUUGUUAUCAUCAAAAGAUAAUUUAGAGUUAGUACCCGGUGGUCGAUGGGGUCCUAAUUUACAAGAGUUUCAAAUAAGAUUUUCACCAGAGGCAACAGGAGGUGAAGGCCCAAAUUGGUUAAAAAAUUUAUAUUUUACUUAUCUGCUUGAAUUAAGAGCUUUGGCAAAAGCUGCACCAUAUUUAGAAAGAGAAGAAUAUUAUACUGGUAAUAAAGUACAAGAUAAAGAUACUCGUUUGGCGAUAAAUGAUAUUUUAAAUAUUGUUAAGUCGUUUCCUGAUCAUUUUAAUGAAAGCGUUAUGUUUACUGGUGGAGCUGAAGCUCAGUUAUUGAAAGAACAAUUUAGACAGCAUUUUAGAAAUAUAUCUCGUAUUAUGGAUUGCGUAGGAUGCGAUAAAUGUAAACUUUGGGGGAAACUUCAAACGCAUGGUUUGGGUACAGCACUGAAAAUUCUAUUCUCAGGAAAAUUCGAUAAAUGGGAAUCAACAUUACAUAACUUUAAUAGGAAGAAAUUCUUUUUAGAAAGAAGUGAAAUUGUUGCACUUAUAAAUGCUUUUGGAAGAUUAUCAGAAAGUAUCUUUGAAUUGGAGAAAUUUAGACAAAUGAUGAGAUAGCAGGAUAUCUAAUCAUAUGAUUAAGUUACUUUAGUAAAGUACAUCACACAAAUUGAUUUAUAUAAUCUUUGAUUAUAAUAAGUUUAUAUCAGGUAUAAAUUAUUUAGAAGUUUUAUAUUUAUAUUUAAAAUAUGGCAUAAAAUCGCAAUAAAAAUUAUUGCGUAAUCUCCUUUAUACUUCUUACUUCUAACAAUAAUUAAUUUGAUAUUGUCAAGAGAUUAUUUAGCGAUAUGUAAUAUUGAUUAAAUCAAACAAAGAUGUCAAAUCUCAUCUAAUUAUUUUAUUGCGAUUUUAAUGAUAACUCUAUCUGUGAUAAAUAUUUUGUCUAUAGAAAAGAUUCUUGUACCAGUUUUAAAGCAGUAUAUAAUAGCAUAUUCAGUUUUUAAAAAAACUUUCAUUUUUUGAACUCGUGAAACAUUUAAAUUUUCUUAUUAUUAUUAUAUAUGCAUUAUUAUAUAUCAAAUUUAAGAUAUUAUAGUUCGCCUUUUAAAAUGUAUUUUUAUUUUAAUCAAAAUUGUUAUCAACCUAACUACCAAUAUAUUCUAUCCAUAAAAAUAAUAUUGAUUAGUAAGUUUAUACAAGUAAAUAGACUGUAACUUGUAAGGUUCAAUAAGAUAUUAUGAAAAUCGUCCAACAUAAAUCAAUUUUGUAUAGUUGUGUACAUUUUUUGAAAAAUUUUAUAUUCUAUGUUUUUAUAUUAUUACCAUAAUGGAGGCGACAAAAGAUUUGACAUUAUUUUCCGAUAAAUUUAUAUACAAAGAAGAAACACCAGUGUUGUAUAUUUCUAUAUGCUAAUUCAUAUUAAUUUAUAAAAUGUUUGAUGUUGUUAUAUAUAGGCAUAAAUCUAAUUUAUUGUCGCUAAAUUGUAUAUACGAUUCCUGUUUCAUUUUUCAAAUUAAAUUUUCAAAGAUGAGUAAAAUUAAAAAAAAAAAAAUUGAAAUUUUGAUAAAUGAAUUGGUUUGGUAUAAAAUUGAAAUCAUAUUGAGUGCGAGAAACUUUUCAUGACAUCUUUUUACCAUGAUAUUACUCAUUCGAAUAGAUUGUAUAUUAUAAAAACAAUUUUAAAAUUCUGUACGCGAGUGUAUACAGAAAAAAAAUGUAUAUUUUAUAUGUGAGCACAAGUAGAUGCGUGAUGCGUAUAAUUUUCACGGAUUUAUUUAUAAUUUGGAAUAGUAGAAUUAUCAUGUAACCUGCUUAUUUGUGAAAAAUAGACACGCUUCGUUUUAAUAGAACAUUUGAUACGUACGAUUAUAAAAGUUGACAAGUUUUGAAUAUAAUGUGAAUUACAAUACAUCAACGUUUU
Molecule: messenger RNA, 3035 nt
Organism: Frieseomelitta varia
Lineage: Eukaryota; Metazoa; Arthropoda; Insecta; Hymenoptera; Apidae
Gene: Ero1L
Product: ero1-like protein
Exons: 9
Coding region: 317-1732 (471 amino acids)
Biological process (GO): protein folding in endoplasmic reticulum
Cellular component (GO): endoplasmic reticulum; endoplasmic reticulum membrane
Molecular function (GO): FAD binding; protein-disulfide reductase activity; thiol oxidase activity
Source: RefSeq, a predicted model, not a curated record